AUGCAAAAUGCGGUGAUAAAGGAGCACUUCAUUGAAGAUAUAGAGGAAUCAGUGCAGCAUGAGGUGUGUUUUAAUGAUGCUAUUCAUUGUGAAAGGAAUUCCAUCGGUCACGAUGGACGAGCGGCCGAAAUAAAGAAUAAUAUGAUACAAAAGAAGAUUGGCCGUCCUCGGGCUAAAAGCUUAUUUAGCUCUAUAUUUACUCAAUCAUACGACAAAAAAAGGCAUAUGCACCCUAAGCUUUUAUCUGUAGACAUUGCUGCAUAUGGGUUAGGAUGGAAAGAGAGUGAGAAGUGCCUUGCACUUUUUUUCCUAUUAAUUUUCAGUAUUUCAUGGGGUAUGCUUAUUUCUUUUGAUGAAGGAUCAAAAUUAUUUUAUUUUGACCAUUCCUACUGGGUCAAACUUCUCACGCAAAAUUGUUUUUUCUUACUUGUAUUUAGUAUUUGUGGAUUUUUAGUUGUCACUUGUGAUUGGAAGGAUAGUUAUUCGCGCAAAAGCUGUCAUGUUGUGAUGUACCUUACUCCACUCCUUGUUCACCUUAUUUGGCCUUCAGGUGAGACAAAACUACCGGAUAUCUGGGAAAUGAGCUGGACAGUCUGGUUUCAGUUUGUUCCAUUCUUGUUUUUGAUGAAACCACUUCGCCGUUGCAGUGCUCUUUUGAUGCUUUCAUUUCGAGCAGUAGACAGGGCUCAAGAUAGACCGCACACGCUUGCAUGGAUAAUAUCUCAGCUUGUUGCAAGUUACAUGGUUAUAAUUUGUUUAUAUUCCUAUCUAUCUGUAAGAAAGGGAUUGCCGAAUGAAGCUGGAAAAUUAAUUUUGGUUCCAAUAAUCGUAAAUGUUUUUGGAGAUGGUCUAGCCGAACCCAUAGGUGUGCGUUUCGGCCGCCACAAAUACAGAGCAUCAGCAUUGUGGUAUGAUGGGAAGUGCUGUUCCGGAAAUUUCCAUCGAACAUAUGAAGGGAGCGCAUGUGUCUAUUUCAUUACACUUUUCUCACUAUUUCCUUUUGAGGGAUCUCUUUCCUCGAAACAGUUCAUAGCCCUUCUAUUCCUUUUACCGCCUGUCAUGACGUUAUCGGAGGCAUGGGCUCCACAUACAUGGGAUAAUCCUUUCAUAACACUGAUGGGCACUCUAACUAUUUUUAUGGUCUAUGAAGUGAUUUAA
Messenger RNA from Bathycoccus prasinos, 1158 nucleotides. RefSeq lists its product as hypothetical. Lineage: Eukaryota; Viridiplantae; Chlorophyta; Mamiellophyceae; Mamiellales; Bathycoccaceae. The record is from RefSeq and is a predicted model, not a curated record. Bases 1 to 1158 code for a protein of 385 amino acids. The transcript has a single exon.